Messenger RNA from Mirounga angustirostris (Northern elephant seal), 2120 nucleotides. RefSeq names its product raftlin family member 2 (gene RFTN2). The record is from RefSeq and is a predicted model, not a curated record. NCBI's taxonomy places the organism in Eukaryota, Metazoa, Chordata, Mammalia, Carnivora, Phocidae. The transcript has 9 exons. The coding region runs from base 562 to 2061 and encodes 499 amino acids.
UCCUCCCUCCUUUUGCUUUUCUGGUAAUAGCAGAGAGGAAGGAGGGGGUAGGCACAGGAAAGAGGGAAAAGAGAAAACAGAAAAAGAAUUGCAUGCCACUAUGCCUGAAUAUAUCCUUUACUUGUAGAUAAUUCCAUCCGAAUUGCACUUUUGCCUUUUAUUUCCGUUUUUGGACACCUCUUUUAUCAUCCAGCCAACUGGGACAGACAAAGCACUGUUGGUGCCCUGAGCGACAGAACUCUGGUAGGGGGCUGGCUGUAAAUUGACGUGGCAUGGAAAUUCUCCGCUAAGUUGUAGCAGCUUGCAUGUUUCUCCUAAGAUCAAGCCCAGCCUCCUAGAACUGUAGCUUAAUCAUCAUGGGUCCAACGACUUUACAGAAAAAUGGAUAGAAAAAGUCUUCAGCUCCUUUCUUUGGAUUCAAAUGUUUUCUUUUUGACUAUCCAUGGUUUAGCUGAAAAAAUCAAAGCAGUUAAGUCUGUAACUUUCUUUUUGCAGCUUAAACAACAGAAUUUGCUGCUCUGCCUCCCCUAUCCUGCAAUUUAAUUCCUUACAGAUUUUGCUAUGGGGUGCGGACUUAGAAAGCUAGAAGACCCUGAUGAUAGCAGUCCUGGAAAAAUAUUUUCUACCCUGAAGAGACCGCAAGUGGAAACAAAGACAGAAUUUGCUUACGAGUAUGUAUUGCUGGAUUUUACUUUACAAGCUUCACCAAACCCAGAAGUCAUCAAGAUAAAUUCAAUUUCAGAUAUAGUAACAAAAGUGGAAGACUACUAUCUUAAAGGAUAUAUUGUUGGGGCUAUUCAUCCUGUUAUACAACCUGUGGGGCAGCGGAAACACCUACCUGCAAGUUACCUGUACAGAGUAGUGCUGUUGCGCUUGAAAUUAAGCCCGAAGCAUUCGGCAGUACCCAGUGGACAAAGACACCCAAGGCUUGUGAUUGAGGAAUAUCCUCUAACUUAUGAGACACAAACAAAUGACAUAGCAAAAGAACUGAUAGAAAAGAUUAAUAUAGCUGCUAAGAGAGGAAUGAAAUUUGUUGGAUUCAUAUCACAACCUUAUCCACCACUUAAAUUCUGCAAUGGAAGCAAUCACGAUGGAGAUACAGAAUCAACACUGCCUGUGAGACACACUUCGGAGGAAAACUGUAAAAGUUGGAAUGAAGGAACAUUAAGUGGGCAAUCGUCUGAGAGUGGAAUUGAGGAAGAACUUCAUCAUGAAAGUGGACAGUGUCAGAUGGACCGAGAUGGCAGCCCCAGUUACUCUAAAUCCAGAAAGGGAGAAGAUAACAAGUUGUAUACAGUAUUCAAUGUUUUUGAUGAUGAAUCAACCUGUUGGACCUAUCAGGAAGGCAUCCUGUCAAUGAAAGUAACAAGAAAAGGAUCUGUCAUUAGUACACUUGAUGCUGAUUGGCUGGAGUUAACUACAUUUUAUUAUAAACAAGGCUUGUCUUUAAUUGAUUCUUUUGUAUGCUGGGAAACAUCUAAAGGCGACAUUUUGCCUAAAUCUUUGGAAGGAUUCUUUAUCUACGAAGAAGAAGGCUCUGGCGUUCCAGGUUCCAUUAGGAAAGGAAAUGAUGCCAUCGUAGUAGAACAAUGGACCGUUAUUGAGGGCUGGGAGAUCAAAACGGACUACGGCCCUCUGCUGCACACUCUGGCUGAGUUUGGAUGGCUCCUGACAAGCGUGUUACCUACGCCUAUAGUACGACAUGACAGUGAAGGGAAUUUGGCUACAAAGCAAAUUGUGUUCCUUCAGAGACCAGUUAUGUGGAAUUCAGCUGCUCAAACACCAGAAAGGAAAGCUAGCCGGCAUAUAAAAGCUGAGGACAGGAACAAAGUCACCAGCAGGAGCAUUGGACUGGACACGGCCACAUCACCACCAGCAGAGAGCAGAAACCUGGCUGAGGAGCGCCUCCUCUCUCCUUCGAGAGAAUGUUGGACGAAGGACAGGAGGCCACCGCAGUACAGCAGCUUCUCUGGGUUCAGCAGCAGUGACAGUGUCCUACGGGAAUUAGACGACGGACAGUUUGACCAGGAAGACGGAGUGACUCAAGUCACUUGUAUGUGAGCAAUGAAGUCAAGCAACAGAAGGCCCUGUAAAUAAUUAUUAAAAUAAUUGCCAACUGA